Messenger RNA from Dimorphilus gyrociliatus, 1761 nucleotides. The record is from the annotation of a GenBank genome assembly. NCBI's taxonomy places the organism in Eukaryota, Metazoa, Annelida, Polychaeta, Dinophilidae.
AAAUAAAGGUAGCAGACAGAUAUCUACAGUACAAAGUUAAUAAUUUUAAAAGUGUGCGAUUUAUGGCUUGAUAUAAAAGGAAAUUUAUUGAAAAUGCUAAAACUAAGUAGGGGAAUUAUUUUUAGGGAUUAUUUCAGAUUAUAUGAUUGCAAGCUUGGACCCUUCAUUAGAAAAGUUCCGGAGGUGAUAUCAAUUUCUGGGACUCGGUACUCUAGUUCAUUAUCAGCUGAAAGGAGAAGUCAUUUUAAGGUUAUUAAAAGCGAUAUUGACACGAAUUCGGUAGAGUUUAAGACUAAUUACUCCUACAACGAGUCUGUGAAUUCUAAGUAUAAUGAAGCAUUGAAAGUAUCCUUGGCUGGUGGAAGUGAUAAAGCCAAGUCGCGACAUUUAAAGCAAAGAAAACUUCUUAUUGAUCAAAGGUUACACAUAUUAUUUGAUAGUUACGAUGAAAUUUUGGAACUAUCACCAGUCGCGGGACUCCAAAUGGAAUAUGGUGAUGUACCUAGAGCAGGCACAGUUACAGCUAUUGGUAAGGUAAAUGGUAUAUAUUGUAUGGUUAUUGGGCAAGAUGCCACAGUUAAAGCAGGAACAAUAUAUCCCAUAUCCUUAAAAAAGCAAUUGAGAGCUCAUGAUAUAGUCAUGCGGCACAACAUUCCAUGCAUCUAUUUGGUGGAUAGCGGUGGUGCUUUUCUCCCUCUGCAGGCCGAAAUAUUUCCCGAUAAGAACACGGGAGGACGAUCAUUUUUUAAUGAAGCAAUUAUCUCAUCAUUAGGGAUACCUCAGAUGGCUGUUGUUUGCGGUAGUUGCACAGCCGGUGCGGCUUAUAUUCCUUCAAUGUGUCAGGAAGCUGCUAUCAUAGACAAAACGGGGACAAUUUUCCUUGGGGGUCCACCACUAGUUAAAGCAGCUUUAGGGGAAAUAGUUACACCCGAACAACUGGGAGGAGCAACACUACAUUGCUCAAAAAGUGGCGUAACUGAUUACUUUUGUAAAGACGAAGAAGAAGGAUUGUCUACGGCGAGGGAAGUGGCACUUACUUUCAAUAUGAAGGAAGUUGACGAUCCGAAGAUGUACGAUGUGCCACUCUAUGGACCUGACGAAUUACUUGGCUUGAUUUCAAAAGAUAACCAAAUAGAUUCUAGACAAGUGUUAGCAAGAUUAUUAGAUGGUUCUAGGUUUCAUGAAUUUAAAGCUUUAUAUGGGAAAGAGCUUAUUACAGGAUUUGGUCAUUUAGAAGGGCGUUUAAUUGGAAUCGUUGCAAAUAAUGGUAAAGUAGGCUAUGAAGAAGGUACUAAAGGAGCUCAUUUUGUUCAGUUAUGCGAUCAAAGGAGUAUUCCUGUUGUUUUCAUACAAAAUACACCUAAGGAAGACACUUUUUUUGAAGCAGAAGAUAUUAAGGCUCAUGCCCAAUUAAUGUCAGCCGUCGCGUGCUCAAAAUCGACAAAAAUCACUGUGAUCAUUGGCGACUCUUUUGGAGUUCACAAUUAUUUAACGGGUGGGAGAAGUUUCGAACCAGAUUUUCUCUUCUUGUGGCCAAAUGCUCGAGUAGCUAUAGAAAAUCCCAGCAGAUUGUCUAAUGUUGACGAAAAGGAGACACUGGAACGAACAUCAUCGGCCCUCUACUCUACUAGUAGAUGCUGGGAUGACGGUAUAAUUCUACCGCAACAAACCAGAAAGACGCUAUCAAAAUGUCUAAGCAUAGUAGAACAAUCUAAAGGCGUGCGUCGAGAAGAUAUGCAACAUGCAGUUCAUAGAUUAUAA